Molecule: messenger RNA, 2040 nt
Organism: Sipha flava (yellow sugarcane aphid)
Lineage: Eukaryota; Metazoa; Arthropoda; Insecta; Hemiptera; Aphididae
Exons: 3
Coding region: 1-2040 (679 amino acids)
Molecular function (GO): iron-sulfur cluster binding; oxidoreductase activity
Source: RefSeq, a predicted model, not a curated record
AUGUAUUGGUUUGAAAAUAAGGAAAAAUAUGAGGAUGAAGUAGAACUUGCAGCGCAAUAUGCAGCAUGGAGGGUAAAAAAUAAAGUAAGCAUAUUGUUUAGUGUGCAUAGGAAAAUUGAUCAUGAAAAUCUUGUAUCAUUUUCUAAAAAAGAGGUUGAUAAAAUUGAAGUGUUGUAUUCAGAUGAGAUAAAAGGACGCUAUGGUUUUGAUCUCACAAGUGAGAAGACUAGUUUAGAUAAAGCAUUAGAUAACGUUAACUACUGCAUAUUUUGCCAUAAACAAAAUAAAGAUAGUUGUGCAAAAGGACUUAGUAAUAAUAAUACUUUUAAAAGAUCUCCACUUGAAAUGGAAUUACAUGGUUGCCCUCUAGAGCAAAAAAUAUCAGAAAUGAAUAUGGUGAAAAGUGAGGGAUAUAGUAUUGCAGGUCUUGCAAUUGUGAUGAUAGAUAAUCCAUUAUGUGCUGCAACGGGUAACAGAAUAUGCAAUGACUGCAUGAAUUCGUGCAUAUAUCAAAAACAAGAACCUGUAAACGUGCCAAUGAUCGAAACUAAAAUCUUGGAUGACGUACUUGGUUUACCUUAUGGAUUUGAAAUAUAUUCCCUGCUUAGCCGUUGGAAUCCUUUGAAUUUUCAACGUCCAUUGCCAAAAAAAAAUACAGGAAAAAAUGUUUUAGUGGUUGGUCUUGGGCCUGCAGGGUUUAAUCUAGCAUAUCACUUACUGAACGAUGGACAUAAUGUCGUUGCUAUUGAUGGAUUAAAAAUUGAGCCGUUGAUUGAUAAUUUUCAACCUAUUAGAGACUUUAAAUGUAAAAAUUUUGCCCUUUAUGGAGGCAUUCGUUUUGGUGGUACAAUCACUGUAAAUGAUGCAUUUUAUCUAGGAUUUGAUCAUGUUGCUUUAGCACUUGGUUCAGGUAAGCCUCGAAUGAUAAAAAUAAAGAACAUGCUGGCUAAUAUGGCAUCAGACUUCUUAAUGUCAUUGCAACUAACUGGUGCCUUAAGAUCCGAUUCUAUAGCAAACUUGCAAGUCCAUUACAUUGAAAAAAAUUGGACAGAUGAGGAACGUGAAAUUGCAGGUGAGUUCAUAUCACAUGCAAAGUUAAUUAGGGAAGUUGCAAAAGAAGAGGGAAGGGAGCGGAAAAUAGUGAAGUUAAUGCAGAAUUUGGGAGGAGUUAAGAUUGUAUAUAGAAAAGAGUUAAGGGAUUCGCCAGGCUAUCGACUAAAUAGUGAAGAGGUACAAAAUGCGUUGUCAGAAGGAGUAUAUUUUAUUGAAAAUCUAGAACCAAUUGAAAUUGUUGCAGAUAAAUAUAACAAUGCUGAGUAUUUGAAACUAGUCAAUAAAAAAUCUGGUGAAAUAAAACAUAUCAAAGCGCGUUCCAUUUUUAUAGCAGCAGGUACUGAACCAAAUACAAUUAUUGCAACUGAAGAUAGGGAACACUUUAAAUUAAAGGAUGGGUACUUUACUCAUCUAGAUUCAUCAGGAAAAGAAGUGGAUCAGGUAUUCUCUCCUAAAAUGCAGAAUAAAGAUAGGAUAUUAGCUUACAAGCAAGGCAAUAAAAUAAUUAGUUUUUUUGGUGACCUGCAUCCAUCAUAUAGCGGUAGUGUUGUAAAAGCUAUGGCAAGUGCUAAGAAUGGAUACCCUAUUAUUUCUCAGCUUUUGAGUGAAAUAAGUGAUAAAAAGACAAAAAGUAGUGAAGAAUUUUUUGCUGAAAUCAAAGAGCAACUUACUGCAAAAGUUAUACAAGUGCAAUAUUUAACUGACACAGUGGUGGAAAUAGUGAUUAAAGCACCACUUGCUGCUAAAAAUUUUCAACCUGGACAAUUUUUUAGACUACAGAAUUUUGAAACCAACAGUAAAAGAAAUAAUAAUACACAACUUGCUAUGGAAGGCAUAGCUGUCACUGGUACUGAAGUAGAUAAAGAAAAAGGCAUAAUCUCUACUAUUGUACUUGAAACAGGAGGUUCUACUAAUUUGUGCAAAUUCUUAAAAGAAGGUGAAUUAAUAAUUCUUAUGGGUCCGACGGGCAGUCCAACUGAGAUUUAA